Molecule: messenger RNA, 576 nt
Organism: Penicillium cosmopolitanum
Lineage: Eukaryota; Fungi; Ascomycota; Eurotiomycetes; Eurotiales; Aspergillaceae
Exons: 1
Coding region: 1-576 (191 amino acids)
Biological process (GO): protein ubiquitination
Molecular function (GO): ubiquitin protein ligase activity; zinc ion binding
Source: RefSeq, a predicted model, not a curated record
AUGCGAGCUCUAUGCCUUCAAGUGCUCGGAGGUGUAUUGAGCCAGGCCAGAAACAACAACGGCUAUCUAGAGUACUACGACCGACAGCUUUGGGACCUGGCUGAGAUGAUGCUUCAGCCAGAUCUGAAUGGGCGUCGAUGCGUGUCCUGUCUUAUCCCAGCAUACAUUCAUCAGAUGAGACUAAACAGACAUUUUAGUCAUCCUACAUACGUUGAGCUCACACAGGUUAUCUACAACUGGAUCCUUAUUUUCCAAAGCGAAGAAGCUGCCGUGAGUGAGCAUGUCAUGUCUUGUAUUGAAACGAUCUUCGCCCAAUUCCUUGCUGAUCAGAUUAAAACCCGAGAACGGCAGAUUGCUCGCGUUUUGAACGGCGUAAAGGUCGAGGUGGGCUCAGAGUUCUGCGAUGAUUGCCCCAUUUGUGUGGAGGAAGUUAAACCCGGUGAAUAUAUCACAACCCUUGCUCCAUUCUGUACUCACUGGUUCCACAGCGACUGCAUUAAGAAAUGGAUGAUGAGCGACAACGAAGGGAAUAAUAAAUGCCCAAUGUGUCGGACGCGACUUGACCUGAGUGGAUGA